Molecule: messenger RNA, 3524 nt
Organism: Theobroma umbraticum
Lineage: Eukaryota; Viridiplantae; Streptophyta; Magnoliopsida; Malvales; Malvaceae
Gene: ASY3
Product: asynaptic protein
Biological process (GO): meiotic cell cycle
Source: RefSeq, a predicted model, not a curated record
UCAUAACAGUGAACUAGUACUGGUAUACUGCAUUCACUAUUGCAGUUAACUUAUUCGAACCCCAAUAAAUGCAGCAAGAAAUUAAGUGUUUGAUGCCUUGCAGAUUUCUAUUUCAGGAUCCAAUGAGUGACUGUCGAAGUUUUGGCAGCAAUUAUCAUCCAUCCAGCCAAUCUAGAAAGAUAUCAAUAGGAGUCACAGUAGACUCCUUAUCUAAGAGAAAAACUGGAACCACCAAGGAAAAUGAGGGUAAACUGCCAAACACAGAAAGAACCAAACCUAGCACUGGAAUUUCCACUGAGGGAAAAACCAAAGGGGAAGCUGUCAAAACUGCCAAGGGGAGGCAAACUGAAGAUGCUGAGCUGGUUAAAUCUCCAUGGAUUACUCCUAGAUCCUUUCAUAAAAAAUCUCUUGCUUCAGAGACUGUCUUUUUCCCAGAAGAAACUUCUAACUGUAGACAGAGGAAACUUAAUGCAGUGAAGGAUGUGGCAUUAACACAUUCAGUUCAGUUUUUUCCAAACCAAAACUUGAAUCCACAGAAUGUUGGUAGCAACCAGAAUAAGCGUGAUGGUCUCACCUACAAAAGGAAAGGAGGGAAGGAUGGCAACUCACAGACAGUUGAGGAUUUCAAAUUUUCAAAUGCACAUAGAGAAUUUCUUGAGUCAGAUAAAGUGGUGGUAGAGGACAAAGCAGAUAAAAGACAAAACGUUCAAACUGAAGCUUUGAAAAUCAAGCUGCGGGAGUUAUUGGGAACUGCUUCUUCACCAAAAAGUCAGCAAUCUAGCUCACAGUCUCAUGAGUUCAAUGCCAAUAAUUUAAGACCAGAGAUAAUCACUAAUAAUAUGGGAGACACAGUUGCAAAGCCCAGACAAAAUUCAGAUACUAUAGAAACUGAUUCAGACAAUCCUGAUAACACUAUUAAGAGGCCAGUAACCCGUUCCUUGACUCGAAAAAGAACUGCAGCCAAAGUGCAACCAGACAAAACUAAAGUUGGUUUAUCCUCCAAUCAGAAACAUCGAGAAAGCAUCUUCUCUUUUGGAGAAGGAAGGCCUACAAAGCUAGAUGGUUCUGCCAAUAGUGGCUCAUCCUUGUCCGGGAAAAUGAAAAUUCAGAAGAAAAGUUCUAACAUUGAUCCACGUAGGAUCUGUUUUCCUGGAAAGGAUAAUGCAGAUGAGAUUCAACAAACAACUUAUAGGAGUGAAACUUCGGUGCCUGCAGAGAAGACUUCUUUACUUGGCAAUAAGAUUGAAAGCUUUCCUGGCUCCUUCAAUGAGAAAAGUAAAGAAAACUUUGAAAAGGUUCAAGACAAGGACCCUUUGUAUUCUCCAGUGAUCAACAAGACAAACCAGCAGGUUAAUUUUGACAAUCCAACAUCCCCAGAAAGAGGGGAAAAACAAGAAGAUUUAGCUAAUAUAUCUUUGAGGAAUGUUGUGCAUACACAACAUGAUUUCCAAAGUCCAACUUUUGAAUUCAGAACACCUACUUUAAAUACUUCUCCAAGCCCAACACCAAAAACUGUAGAUAUAGAGCAAGGUGAUUGUAGUUUUGUACCAUUAGAGAGAGGAUUUACCAUAGGAAAUAUCAGGAGCUUCAGGACUUUCCAAUGUUCAAGACCAGUUUGUAAUAAAUCCAUUGCACAAUCUCAGUCACCUGAUGAUACAGAGAAGCCUAUCGAUUCAUCACUCAGGAAUCCAAUGCCUAUUGAGGAAAAUGUUGAUGCAGUAAAUGAGCAUUCUGAACCAUCAUCAGAAGAGAGGUGGUCAGAGAGCUUUGAAGAAGGAUCGCCCAUUAUUAAAAGAUAUGACUGUCACAGAGAAAAUAUAACCUCACCAGAGACAGUUAUUGCUGAGAAACCAAAUUUGGUGCAUUGUCCAAUCAAACGACUUCAAAACCAUGAAGAUUUCAGACUUAGUGAAUUCAGUCCCACCUCACCCUCUCAAAAAGUAGGGGUUGGGGAUGGAGAAAGUUUUUGGUUCCAGGAACCCUCAGAACAGGAUCAAGAAGAUGAACUGACAAGGGCUGUUACAUUGUUUGCUUUGGCUUUAGAAACUUUUAAACAGAAAAUGGAUUCAGCAACUAGAAAGAAGUCCUCUGAGAUUUUGAUGUCCAUUUCUGAGGAGAUUAAGUCGUUGCUGCUAAAUGCUGAGUCUCAGAUUGAAUCUGAUAUAGGGAAGCUGACUAGUCUCAGUAAAACAAAAAGGAAACGCCUGGAAACAAGAUUUCAAGAGAAACAAGAACAAUUGAAGCUGAUACUUGAAAAGUUCAUGGAGGAUAUACAUCACCAUCUUUUGGGCUGCAGAAGUACCCUUGACGGGAUGGAAACUCACCAAAUUGAGUUGAAGGGAAUCAUGAAGAAACAAAAAGCAUCACACCAGAAGCUUCUCGUGCAUGUGGAAGAAGCAGUUGAAAUCCAAAUUAAUAAUGCUGAAAGAAGAAUCACAGCUGUCCACGAGUCGGCAAGGGAAAAGAUGCUCCAGCUGAAACAUGUAAUAGCUGAGUGCUUGAAAGACGGUAUAUACUAGCAUGACGGAGGCCUGAAGAUCACAUUGGGCUGAUGUUAUUUCAUGUUUUACGCAAGUCUACAUACACCACAAUCAGCGUGAGAGUUGUCUUUAAUUUUUCUUUCUUUUACAUCGGUAUGAUGUAAAGGAACUGAUUACCCAUUGUGGCCUUUCUUCUUCAUCAGAAUUGAAUAGACAAGAAAAGAAAAGAAAAGAAAAAAUAAAACAGCAUGUCGCCUUUGUUAGGUGGCACACAACUAUGAGAGAGCAGGGGCAGCAUUUUCUGGGGGUUCUCACACAGACACGCCAGUAUUGAAAGGGAAAGACUUUAAAACCUCUCGGGCAUAUUCUACGUGGGAUUGGGUACUACUUCUGACACCAUUUAAUGCUUCGUUGAGUUUGUGACUUUCAAUAUCCUCAUCAUUGUGGUGGCCUGAGUCCCUCCCUUCUCAGCACUGUCGCUGUCUGUUUUCUUCAAGGAUUGGCCACGGUUUUGUUUCGUCGACCCCGGAAGGCAGAAAAAAACUUUUCAACUAAAAGAAUAAUAAAAUUAAAAAAGUACAAAGACAAGAAAACAUAGUGGCACGUGAACCAUAGGUGACCACGUGAAGUACACGCUUUUCUCUUCCAAUCUCUCCCUAUGCGAGGAUUUGAUUCGAUGGUGGUUGACUAACUGAUUAAUUGGGUUACAUGUCACCACUGGGCGGUGGCUCCACUGAGACUGUGGCUAGUCGUGGUCGUGAACCCCAGGCCACGUGAGUGUCUUGGAUGCCUUCGUGGGCUCGAACAAAAAAUUUUGGUCACGUCCUUGUCACGUUUUGAAGCUUCAUUUUCAAUUUCAAGAUAAUGAAGAUAAUGAAAAUGAUCGUCACUGUCCGUUCAUUGGCAUGCUUUUCCUCCUGGCUUAUUUUCAAUUACCCACCAACUUAUGGUAUGGGUUUCAUUCUAAUCAACUAUUAUAGUAAUUAAUACUAAUAAUUAAUGUACUACUGCAUCAUCAGACCCUUUUUUGGUCAUGUAACUUAA